AUGAAGAAGCUGAGAAACACAGAAAGUCCACAACAUAUGAGGAAAACAAUAACAGAAGGAAAAGGAAAAAGAAGAAGCAGAAGAAGCAGAAAUUUCUUCCUUUUUUAUAUCCUUCGCCGAGAAGCGGCAAAUUUCUUCACUUACAAAGCACAGUUUCUGUCCUGGAGAGCAAAAGAAGACGCAUUGCGGGUGGUGAUAAAAGAUAUAGAAGAGGACAUGGCAGAGGGAGAGUGUGAUAUCAUUCAAUUUUGGCAUCUUUGGGAGCAGCAUGCAGAAAGAGACAGGACAAAAGCCUGGUUAUUAUAA
Trichophyton benhamiae CBS 112371 is the source of this 306-nucleotide messenger RNA. RefSeq lists its product as uncharacterized. The record is from RefSeq and is a predicted model, not a curated record. The transcript has a single exon. The coding region runs from base 1 to 306 and encodes 101 amino acids. Lineage: Eukaryota; Fungi; Ascomycota; Eurotiomycetes; Onygenales; Arthrodermataceae.